Molecule: messenger RNA, 4706 nt
Organism: Cryptotermes secundus
Lineage: Eukaryota; Metazoa; Arthropoda; Insecta; Blattodea; Kalotermitidae
Product: ankyrin repeat and death domain-containing protein 1A
Exons: 15
Coding region: 2331-4064 (577 amino acids)
Biological process (GO): signal transduction; RNA processing; protein localization to ciliary inversin compartment
Cellular component (GO): ciliary inversin compartment
Molecular function (GO): RNA nuclease activity; protein binding; RNA binding
Source: RefSeq, a predicted model, not a curated record
GUAAUAGGGAGAGUUUGCUAGACGAUGAAAUUAUGCAAGAAUUACAUGCAGAUACGCUGUUACAUGUUCCAAGUGACUGUGAAAGUGACAAAAUUAGUAUUGAUGAUGAUGAUGAUGAUGACGACGAUGUGAUGUUGGGCCCUCAGCGUCACAGGAAGACAGAAAAGGGGAGCAAUAGAGGUUAGAGAUUCAAAUGUAAACAUUGAUGAAGAUAAUGACGUUGAUGAUGGUUGAAAUAAAAGUAAUGAUUUAAGAAAUUUAGAACAGUUUCAAGGUAACAUUGCUCUCACAUUUACACCCAAUGGCCUUAUCAGUUUUUCAGAAGUAGUGAACCGCUUCCUUGGAAAUGAUUUUCUAGAAAUUCUUAUAGAAAAAUCAAAUGUAUACCAUUCUCAAUAUGCAGACAAACACAAAAACUCCUUAAGGUCAUUAGCAUGGAAAGAUGUUAAUAUUACAGAUAUGAAGAAGUUUCUUGCAAUAAUCAUUUUCACGAGUCAUGACAAGAAGUUUAAAAGUACAGAUUAUUGGAGUACCAAUAAAUUAAUUAAAAAUCCAAUUUUUGAUAAGCUAAUGAGCAGAAACAAAUUUGAGCAAAUUUGGAACUUUUGACAUUACAGUGACAAUUCCACCUUGGUUGAUGAAGAAGGCUGUACAAAAUCAGUAUAAUUUUAGAUAACCUGACUGAAAAUUCUGGAAACGCUACAAACCACUACAAGAACUAUUGCUUGACGAGUCGAUGACCACAUGGCGAGGGUACCUCAGGUUCAGGACAUAUAACCCUGGUAAACCCAGUAUGGACUACUGGUCCGUACUGUGUGUGAGGCCACUAUAGGCUAUAUUGUCAAUAUGGAAAUACGUGUAUAUACCGCAGAAGGCAAGAAACUAGCAGAGAUCAAAUUUUCUGUCCCGGAAACUUAACCUCGGCCAAUGGCACCAUGUUUACCAGGAUAACAAUUAUAAUAGCGUUGAAAUUGCAGAAACUCUACUCCCACGGAAGAGAAGAGUUUACGGAAUAAACAGGGCCCAUAGUGGAAUUACAAAGUCAUUGGCUGACUUCCGUAAAAACUACAAAUGGUUGACACUGUCUGUCCUCGAAGAGGGGACGUUCUGCACAUCUCGAAGGAUAAGAGGGAGGUUCGCAUGAUUAACACAGUAUAUAAUGACACAAUUGGAGAGGUCACCAACAAAUUUGGAGACAGGAUAAAAGAGCCAACCUCUGUAAUUCAGUACAACAAGUUCAUGAAGAGUGUCAACAGAGCAGACCAGUCUUUAUCAUAUUGAACCAUAAUAUAAAAACAUAAGCUGAACCAAAAUGUUCGUGCCUUGGCUUAUCAGUUGUGCAUUAUGCAAUUCUUUUCGAGUAUACAAGUUGGAGAACACAGGACGAAACAUUUCUACUAGAGGCGGCAGAUUAUUGGGCAGGAAUGACCUGAGGAGAGACACAUGAGAAAGAUGACGUAGAAGCCGCUGGUGAAGAUGAUCCUAGCUCUCCAACCCCCCAUGCACCAAGAAGAGAUGGUGUUGGGAGACCAUCGGGAGACAUGAAGAAUCACCAACUUCAGGCAGUUGUAGGAGCUGGAAGAAAGAACUAUCCACAGAGACCCUGAAGAGUGUGUGUGGCUCACAGAAAACGUAAGACGCCAGAUAUAUCAGCAACACACGAAAAUUCCCCCCUGCAUCAAAGAGAUUCUUGAAGUACCACGCCAGGAUGAAGUACUAACAACUUUGGAGGUGCCUUCAGAGGAGAAUAUAAUUACACGCGAUGACAUCUCGGAGAGAGCUGAUUUCCAUUAGUGACCGUCUGUGGCUUCAGCAAGAGGGAUAUAUUAUUGUAGGAGCACGUGAUCACUAACCCACCGGAAGUAACGUACACGAAAUUCGCAAGUGCUUUAUCACCAGAUACCACCGGAUGUAGACCUCUCUAUAUCCGCUCACUAAUCAAGUACUGCAAAGCAGCAAGUGGGUGUGUGUUGGCAUAAUUCCGUAGUUUGUAAAUCUCGUUGGUGCCAACAACAACUCAGUCUCCAAAGGAUGAAGUGAAGUAUACGUUCUGUUCAAGAGAAUUGUUUACCGAAUUUUGAUGUCGAAAUAAGUUGGCUAUAUGUAGCGAUGUGAGAGAUGGUACAUGUCAGAACCCUUGCCAACUAACAGGUCAUCGAAGUCUGUAUUACGGCGAUGAUGCGUUCAGCUUUAAGAAUCGGGUGUAUAGAGUGGAAGUGGACUUACAGUGUCACUGACUUUAAAAGCAAAGUUCACAAUGUGUUGUAGUAAUUCAGUGAAGUGUACGAAGUAGCAAAAUCAGGAAAUGGUUGUAGUUCUGAGAUGAAGAAAUGAUGGAUGAUGUUGACUCGGAUAUGAGCUUUCUCUCGCGAUCGAAAGACAAACAAUCAUCAUCACUGACGAUGUUAACAACGAAGGACAUUGCAGUGGAAGAUGAUGAUCUAAGUCACAGAAGCACUCGAGCGUUCAAGAAAGAACUGCAGUUACACGAAGCAGUCAUCAAGAACGACACUGACGCCGUCAGACGCGUCUUGAGAGAACCGCUUGACGUCAAUUCACGCAACAACGCUAACAAGUGGAGUUCAGAGGAAUGGGCAGUCACGCGGUCCGUUCGGUACGGGCGUGCGCCGAUACAUUGGGCCUCCUCGCGUGGGAAUACGGACAUCAUGGAAAUGCUUAUCGCAUCGAAGUGUGACAUCGAAGCCAAAGACAAGUAUGGCAUGCGACCCAUUCUAAUGGCGGCCUGGCAUGGACAUAAGGACGCCGUCCAGAUGCUCAUCAACUGCGGCGCCAACGUCGUCGCUGUCAACAAGAAGCACUACACAAUUCUGAUGUGCGCUGCUCGCAACAACCGCUCUGAAGUCGUGGACUUCCUGCUAGACACGCUUGAAGACAUCAGGGUGGACACUGUGGACCUUGAACAGCAGACCGCUCUGUACCACGCCGCUCUGGGUGGACACGCAGGGAUAGUACGACGCCUGGUGGAGGCGGGAGCGAAGACUGAUGCCAGGAACAAGCAAGGGAGGACGCCUUUGCACGCCGCCUGUGAGAAAGGUCAUGUGGAAGUCGUCGAAUUCCUGUUGCGCCAUGACGCGGAGCUAGACGCACGCGAUGAGGAUGGGAACAGCCCUCUACACACGGCAACGGAAAAUCAACAGACCCAAGUUGUGCAGUUACUCCUGGACAAUGGCAGCCAGCCAGACGCAGAGAACAUGAAAGGAUAUACGCCUCUGCACGUAGCUAGCAGCAAGGGAUCCAGAGGCAUCAUCGAAGCACUGGUGCAAAGUGGAGCUUCCCUCAAUCGCCAGAGCAAAAAUGGGAAUACGCCCCUUCACUUGGCGUGCCAAUCCAACGAGACGCAGACUGUGGAACUGCUCAUAGCGAAAGGAGCAGACCUCAACGCGCUCAACGUGAGACUUCAGUCGCCCAUCCACAUUGCAGCCGAACAGGGCUACACGGACUGCUGCAAGCUCUUGUUGGCGUCUGGUGCCAACAUCGACCAGAGAGAACAGGGUGGAAAGACUCCCUUGUACAUCGCGGCUCGGGGUAGCUUUACCGCGAUAGUUGAUAUGAUCAUCAAGACCGCUCGGUUAGACUACCCGACGCCUAACGAAGAUGGCGGGGCGGAAAAUAACCUGAAUGUGCUCAACACGGCGCGUCGGAAAUGGCGUCUCAGUGAGUCGCGUGGCUCAACUUCAGGGACCAUGCAGCCCGACGCCAAUGAAGGCCUGAGAGAAAUUUUGUUUCGGUUGGCCUACAAGCAAUUGGCUGAGGGUGAGUGGAGGCGCCUCGCACACCACUGGGCCUUCACUGGAGAGCAGAUCAAAGCGAUAGAGCAUCAGUACACAGGUCCCUCCAGUUACAAGGAACAUGGCUUCCGCAUGCUGUUGAUCUGGGCACAUGGACUUGGGCCUGAAGUGAAUCCAGUUAAAGAACUCUAUGAAAGCCUUACUGCUAUUGGCAAAAAAGGUGUUGCUGAUACACUGCGAAAAAAAUUGGAUGAGGAGAAUCAGGGAAAGUACAAGAAGGAGAGAAGAAGAUGCAGUGCUUGCAGUAUCACAUAGCCUCCAUUUAUCCUUACCACUGGCCUUCACGUUUUGCCAUAGAUAUUAUCAAAUUCAAACUGGAACAUAACGUGGUCUUGGACAACUGGGCACCUCACAGCUUCUGUCAUAUCUGGACAUUGAAAUCUGCAUUCUCCCAACCUUCCCUACAUUGCACUUGUUCGUUGUGCUUUGUACACAGAAAUGUGCAUGACAUACCCAACAUAAAUUGACAUACGUCUUACUAUAUCCGCUCUAACUGUCCAUCGAACAUAUCAAUAUAGUUGCAUUUUGCUAGAAUCCAAUAAGAAAAGAAAUUCUUUCAUUCCAGCACAAUGUGUCACGUAUACAUGAUACAUUUUGUACUUAAAUUAUUUGUAAAGUAUCUUAUUUGAGAAUAAUGCAUUUGCAAAGAAGAGUCGUCUUCCUUGUCAGCCAAAUGUGAAUGUUUGUACUACAUUAUGUGCGAAAAUAUAUAUAUGAUAAAAGAAGAAGAAUGCUUCUUGAUUGUUCCUUACACACAGUUAAAAAAUGAAGACCUAUAAAAAUGGCACUUAUACUUCAAAAAAACUAAUCAGAUCACAAAACACAGAAAGCCCCACAGUCUGCCUGAGUGCACCUAAUAGAUGUCAGGAAGACAAAUGAUAAACUGGUACCCAACAU